Molecule: messenger RNA, 1589 nt
Organism: Cyclopterus lumpus (lumpfish)
Lineage: Eukaryota; Metazoa; Chordata; Actinopteri; Perciformes; Cyclopteridae
Gene: tsen15
Product: TSEN15 tRNA splicing endonuclease subunit
Exons: 4
Coding region: 94-552 (152 amino acids)
Biological process (GO): tRNA splicing, via endonucleolytic cleavage and ligation
Molecular function (GO): nucleic acid binding
Source: RefSeq, a predicted model, not a curated record
AGCAAACCUGAAAACACAACUCUCUCACACGCUCGCGAUGGCACCACGUGUUUAAUGAGACGGUAGUUUGUGUCCUUUCGUUCAGUAAAUAAAAUGUCGGAAGCGUCAAAGAGAGCAGACGUGUCCGAGAAACCUCCGAACUGGAUCCUCCAGCAUCCGGCAUAUCAACAAAUGAAGAGUCUGGAGCUCGAGGACAGUGCACAAGUACACGCAGCUUUCCUCGUGCACAUGGAUCUGACUGAGGUGCGUCAGUGGAAAGAGGUGUCUUGUGUCAAGAGUCCUGAGCUGCAGGUGAUUUUGCUGGAAGGGAGGGAGAAAGAAGGAGCGCCCGUCCAGACUGUUCUUCCACUGCCUGCUCACCGCUCUCUGAGCCACAGAAGCAUACGUCACGUGCUGGACCGAGGCUUCCCCAUGCUGCUGUGUGCCGUGGCUUCUGACUCCACGCUGGUCUACCAGAGGAUGACCGAUGGGCUGGUGACACCGGACCCUCCCGCCGGCCCCUUCCAGGAUUUGGGACGUCGGCAGCACCGGAAGAGACGGCAGAAGCACUGACCGGCUGGAGCGUGGCGUCAUCUUGAUGUUGUUGGCGAAACAUCGGGAGAGCAGAGUGGGACGGGCACUCGGUCAGUUGGUCUAUCGGUCCAUCUGUGAGCUGCUCCUCUAAAGGUGUACAGAGAACAACAUGGCAGCAGGUGCAAAUGGACCGAACCACAGAGCCCGUACAGGUGCUCUCGGUGAGAAACGGCAAGCUAUUUUCAACCUGCGACAUCCAGUUGAGGGGUUUGCAGCUAGUUGUCUUGUGAUUCGUUAAAACCUUUGACCCGUUGUCAGAGGUCUGAAGUUGACUAAAUACAAACCUGUAGCGUUUCAGAGACUUGCUGUUGACGCCGGGCAGCAUGUAGGUUACCUGCCUUCCUCAGAACAUUCAGGUGGGACCUGAUCUCAGGGGAUCCACGAAACCUUUCAGAAAAAGGACCCUCGAGUCUCGACCGAUGUGAAAAACGUCAAUGGUGGUAUCUACGUUUACGGCUGUGACGGACACCGGAAAAGUGAACAUUAAAUCAAUGCAAUACGAUGUGUGGUUGUAACGGUGGCACUCUGACUCAAGAUAUUCAUGUUUUCUGCCCAUUUUCCAAAAGAGACGAUAUUCCUAAUCAGCUGUUUACAUGCUCAUGGACCUGAAUAUUCCACUAGUUUUCCCGAUAGUAUGCAGUGGUGCACACUCUGAAUAAUUUAAAUCACCCCUUCAUAAUGUUUGAGGUGUAUUUGCCCGUCCGACCAUAAAUGUGGGCUUUUAUUUUUGCCUCUCGGCUCCAGCCGUGCAAACUAGUGAGUUUUUAAUGUUGGUUUGUGGACGUAGUUUGUUUACAACAGAGCUGUUAUACUUUGGACGCAAACUGUGGUCAAACCCCCAAUCGAGACGUCAUUUAUAUUCAAAAUGUGUCAUUUUAGUUCACGUCUUAAUUAGAAAAGGCUUCAUUCGGAAGGAUUUUCUUAAUUUUUCUGUCCUUUUCAUCCUUGUUACUUAAUAUCUUUAUGAUUAAAAUUGCCUGUUGAUAUCAGCCAUCAACUGGGCUCUCAUUACAAAA